UAAUUCCAGGGGAAAGUUCAGGCUCCGAAGUAACCUUUCAAACACUUCCAGGGGCAUUUGCACGUUGCUUGUUGAUCCUCCCGGGCCUCGGCCAUUGCGAGGCCUCUGCGCAGCCGGCAUCUAUAAAAGCUUGCCGAAGCCACGGAUGGCCUUCCACACAGACUCAAGAAGUGAUGGUGGCUAACGAUACAAAAGCCUGGCAGGCCAGUGAAAAUGAUGUCGGCCCUUUCGCCGACUCAAAGGGCAGUGAUGAGGUGACUUUACAGCAGCAAAAGCCACCGACCUCUCCAGUUCCAGACGGCGGCUUUGAAGCUUGGAUGAUUGUGGUCUCUGGCUUCAUUACGACGCUGAACGCCUGUGGAUUUGUCAACUGUUUCGGCGUCUUUCAGGCGAGCUACAUCUCUCCCGGGGGUCUACUUGAAACAUACUCUCCCUCUGCCAUCUCCUGGAUUGGAUCUCUGCAGACCUUCUUCGUCUUCUUUCCAGCUCUUGUGAUCGGUCGAAUUGCUGACGCUGGCUAUGUCCGUUCCACAGUCUUUGUCGGGACUUGCAUCAUGAUCUUUGGUAUUCUGAUGACAAGCAUCGCCAAGCCAGGCCAGUACUAUCAAUUCUUCUUGGCCCAAGGCGUCUGCGUGGGUAUUGGGUUAUGUCCUAUCUUUAUUCCGCCUGUCACGGUCGCUGCGCACUGGUUCAAGCGCAAGCAUGCAUUAUCACUUGGUAUUGGUGCUUCUGGUGCAAGUGUUGGUGGCUGUCUCUACUCCAUUCUUCUCAAACACCUCCUUCCCAAGAUUGGCUUUGCUUGGAGUCUUCGAGUCGUGGCCUUGAUCAUUGGAGUGACGCAAAUCAUCCCACUCAUCUUUUUGAAGCCGCGCUUGCCAGCCAGACCUUUGAAGGGUCAGCAAUUUCUUGAUCUGGAGGUCUUUCACAACCCAGUCUAUGUCUUGGUCCAUCUUGGCUUGUUUCUUGCCUUCAUGGGACUCUACACGCCCUUCUUCAAUAUUGAGCUGUUUGCCUUCGCAAAUGGGCUAUCUCUGGAUCUGGCUUUCUACACACUACCCAUCCUCAACGCAGCUUCGACGAUUGGCCGAAUUCUUCCAGCGCUCAUCGCAGACCGCUUUGGGAGUCUCAACAGUCUGAUACCAUGCAUUGGCACAACUGGCUGCUUGUUGUUCGUUUGGAUGGGUUGUACCACACAGAAGGGCAUCAUCACCUUUAGUGUUUUCUAUGGUUUCACUAGCGGUGCCUUUGUUAGUUUACCUCCAGCGGUGGUUGCAGCGCUUUCAGAAGCACCCGAUCGAACGGGCAUUCGUGUGGGUCAAAUGCUCAGUAUCGUCUCCGUUGCUACAUUGAUUGGCCCGCCCAUUGCCAAUGCCAUCAUUGGACCAUUGAGGCAGCUGCGUCCCGGUGGCGGCUCGGAGAUUUUCAACGAUGGAGCAAUCUUUGCUGGUGCUGUUGUCAUGGGUGGAUUUGCAACCCUUGUGCUAGCACGGAUCGUCUAUGACCGUCGCUUCUCUAUCAAAAUAUAAAGAGCGUGCCGCAGCCUCUGAUCGUAUCUCAUCUCAAUCCUUACAAAACUGCAGAAAAUCUAGCUUAUAGAUGCUUGUCGGUCAACGAAAUGAUCGAAUGUCCGUCCAUGUCUCUACAGCUGACUUCUUGGCAUUUCCUCAUCCCGAGAUUCCAUCUGCUACUAAUCAGGGGUCGCAAAUUCCGUCAAGCGUCAAUCACUAGCUCGAAAGCAUGUAUCGAAGGCAUGCCGCGCACGCGAGCAGAUACGAAAGCUGAGGAACUCCUGCACGAUCCGAAAUGGCCAUGUGCUGGAAUGGUUCAGAAGAGCUCGAACUAACCA
Messenger RNA from Protomyces lactucae-debilis, 1846 nucleotides. Its product is annotated as putative MFS monocarboxylate transporter. Gene Ontology annotation, molecular function: transmembrane transporter activity. The transcript has a single exon. Gene Ontology annotation, biological process: transmembrane transport. Bases 174 to 1526 code for a protein of 450 amino acids. Lineage: Eukaryota; Fungi; Ascomycota; Taphrinomycetes; Taphrinales; Protomycetaceae. Gene Ontology annotation, cellular component: fungal-type vacuole membrane. The record is from RefSeq and is a predicted model, not a curated record.